CUUUGAACAACCAGUACGAGUAAACUAACUUGUUUCUGGUUCACACAUCGCCUCGUUGAGGAGGCUUGCUCUUGCAACUACAAAGACAUCAAGCCGAGGUCUCGGUGGAUAUCAUCGAUGCCGCGGCACUAUCUCGAAGUUCAAGGCUGUCAAUUUCACAAACCCAGCGUCUCUAAAGUAGAUCGAGUGAGCUCGGGCUUCGGAGAUUAGGGGUGACUUGGUGGAGGUGUACGCUCUGAGGCGCAGUUCGCAUGGACAGCCAGAGAACUGUAUCCCAGGGCGGAAAUGAGUAAUGCGAGGCAGCACAACUUUAAAGCAACACCUACAAGAUGCUGGAGGACCUCGGCAGAUCAGGCAGCAUCUGUGGGGAAAAGAGUAGACAGUCGACGUUCGGGAUCGAGACCCUUCUUCAGAGCUGAUGUGUAGGAGGGCAGGGUUAGACCUUAGAGGGUCGGCACAACGUCGGAAGGCUGAACGGUCUGCGGUGCGCUAUCACGUUCUGCGUACUCUCUCCGCCAAGGCUGGUUCCUACCCAGAAGUUCCCAGAGCUCAAGACUCGCAUUUGUUUUCAAGUAGACGGUCGGGAAGGAAAGAGUUAAUGAUUUCGCCCCCGAUCUGAUGAAUCGCGGAGACUUUAAGAAAAAGCUUAGCGCACGCCUGGAGCUGCUUUUGAACCACUUCCUGUUUCUGUGCGCCCAUUGAAAAGAAGCUGUCAGAGCGCUUUGAAAGGCUACACAACAGACUGGGCACCGCGUCCUGUCUCGCUGCCUGCGAUUGUCUCGGUCGCCUUCAAGGCAAAGCGCAGAGGGGAGCGAGAGAGAGUGAGAGUAUGACAGGGAAACUCGACUGACUCAGUCCAGACUCCACCAUCGCACUCGCUGAGUUCCGAAAGAAAGUGAAUGCGUCCUGACCUGCGUUCCAGGAUUCAAAUUAAACUGAAUUAGAUCACGCAACAUGGUCGGAUCAACGCGUAAUCACUUCGAUGGAAAUUUCCCAAGCUUGAUUCAGGACGUGAGGAUUUAUUUUUUAUCGCAAAGAACCAGUUUAGUAGUUUAAUUCUAACUCGGACUGGUCAUUUUGAACUGGUGAGGUUGAUCGGACACCGGCAGCUCUGAAAUCCGGGAAGACUGGGCAUUCUCUCUCUGAUCGGAUCCGUAACGUUAUCGAUCGGGCUGGAAGCGCCGCUGACUCCGACCAGCAUCCCGCUGCGAAGGGGUGACCAACGCCGCUUGAAGUGCAAGUGACGGGCCGACGACGGAACGCAGGCGCUCUGCGGCCUGACCUGCCAGAGACCAGGAAGGCGACACUUCGAAGAGAGAGUCGGCUGUGGGUGCAGUGAGAAACUACGAGUUCAAUGUUCAAUGGAAUAUCUGGCUGAGCUCUCCCCUCACCAGUGCCAGCUCUUGACUGCUCACGAGCUCCGGGCGAUGGGCUGCUUUCCCUUGGGAGACUCGGAAAUUGGGGCGAUUGAGCAGAGCAGGUAAAAUGGGUAACAUUAGUGAAGACAGCUGUCAAGUGGACUCCAGGCUAGAUAGCCUCUUUCCACCCACGCUGUAUAUCUUUGUCAUAGUCAUUGGCCUCCCAACCAACUGCCUGGCACUGUGGGCCGCAUACCUCCAGAUUAAGCAGAAGAACGAACUGGGAGUCUACCUUCUCAACCUGUCCAUCUCCGACCUCCUGUACAUUGCCACCCUUCCCCCUUGGAUAAAUUAUUUCUUGCACCAGGACAACUGGAUCCUUGGGCAGGAGUCCUGCAAGCUUUUUGGUUUCAUCCUGUACACCAACAUUUACAUCAGCAUCGCCUUCCUCAGCUGCAUCUCCGUUGACCGCUACCUGGCCGUAGCUCACCCGCUGAGGUUCGCCAAGAUCCGGAGGGUGAAGACGGCGGUGGUCACCAGCGUGGUGGUGUGGACCAUCGAGAUUGGCGCCAACUCCGCGCCGCUCUUCCACAAUGAACUCUUCGAGGACCGCUUCAACCACACCUUCUGCUUCGAGAAGUACCCCAUGGAGAAGUGGGUGGCCCAGAUGAACCUCUACAGGGUCUUUAUCGGUUUCCUCUUCCCGUGGGUGCUCAUGCUCUUCUCCUACCAGGGCAUCCUCAAGGCCAUUAAGGGAAAUUUGUCGACGGAGAAAGGGGAGAAGGUGAAGAUCAAGAGGUUGGCCCUCAGCCUCAUGGUCAUCCUCCUCCUUUGCUUUGCCCCUUACCACCUCAUCUUGCUUCUGCGUAGCAUGAUGUACCUAAUCAGUCCUCAGGGCUGCAGCUUCGAGGAGAACAUCUUCAUGGCCUACCACGUCUCUCUGGCCUUCACCAGCCUCAACUGCGUGGCCGACCCGAUCCUUUACUGCCUGGUGAACGAGGGUGCCCGCAACGACGUGACCAGGGGGCUGGCUCCACUCCUCAAGUUCUUCACCAGCUCCAAGUCAACCGACAUCGCCCGGUCGGUUACCCUAGACACGCCGCUAUCCUCGAAAAAAUCCCAGUACUUAAACAUCGAGCUGGUGGUGUUAAGGGAGGACUGCAUACAGAUGAAAACUUUGAGUGUAUGAAAGCAAAGGGUUGCAAGAGUACAUUUAUAAAUGUAUUUUUUAUAACAUGUGCGUUAACAUUAAGAAGAAACUUAUUUAAGUCACCUUGGCACCCGUAAAGUGCUUGAACCAUCCACCUGUGCAGCCCCUAUUCUGUGAAGUGUGUUCGCUUUCAUUGGCGGCCAUAUUUUCACCAUGGUAGCCACCUGUGGGUGACCCUCACCUGACCUCUGACCAUCUCCUCCUAUUGGCCACCUACCUUGGCAAAGCAGAGCCCCUCUGCACCAAUUGGACGGCUGCAGGGCUCCUUGGUGCUCGACCGUCACUUGAAGGUCAGUCAAGCCCCAACCCCUAAGGCCCCCUGACAUCUCCACAGGUGUAGGUCCCCUAGCGGAGAGAAGUGGCCUAAGCCCUGUGGGCACCAUAUUCCUGAACUCAGGUCAGUCGUUAUGAAGAGUUGUCCGGUUGCCUUCCAGAUUGGGAGGCCGGGGGUGGGGGUGCUUUCUCCUUGCAGUAUUGUAUUUGUUACCCUGCUUGGCAUGGCUUGGCAGAUGUAUUAGAGUGGGAAAGAGAAAGUUCUACAAUAUCCAUCCACUUUCCUUGCAAGGGAAGCCAGCUCUGAGCCAGAAGGAGAUUUGGAGGAAACCUCACCCACAGUCAUCACCGACUCCUAGCUGGGGAGACCUCAUAGAGACUGAGACAUCCAGUGACGUUGACUACAUGUACACCCUGGGGUGAGAACUGAUAUAGUUACAGAGCGGGGUCAUUCUAUCUCCCACCCUUGUUCCACGUCAAUCCCAAGAGAAAGGGUGGUCCACCCCACCCGGACACACACUUGUUCCACGUCAAUCCCGAGAGGAAGGUUAUAGGCUGAUCCCCACCCACUCCCGGCCCCAGAAUGGCAUGAGGGUAUCGGGGAGAAACAGGAGAGAAUCCGCAGAUGCUGGAAAUCCA
Messenger RNA from Mobula hypostoma (lesser devil ray), 3480 nucleotides. RefSeq names its product G-protein coupled receptor 4-like. Gene Ontology annotation, molecular function: G protein-coupled receptor activity. Bases 1486 to 2547 code for a protein of 353 amino acids. The record is from RefSeq and is a predicted model, not a curated record. The transcript is spliced from 2 exons. Gene Ontology annotation, cellular component: membrane. NCBI's taxonomy places the organism in Eukaryota, Metazoa, Chordata, Chondrichthyes, Myliobatiformes, Myliobatidae. Gene Ontology annotation, biological process: G protein-coupled receptor signaling pathway.